Stereum hirsutum FP-91666 SS1 is the source of this 1557-nucleotide messenger RNA. RefSeq lists its product as uncharacterized. Bases 1 to 1557 code for a protein of 518 amino acids. The transcript is spliced from 4 exons. Lineage: Eukaryota; Fungi; Basidiomycota; Agaricomycetes; Russulales; Stereaceae. The record is from RefSeq and is a predicted model, not a curated record.
AUGGCUAGUGUUCCUUCGGCAGUCGUAUUCAAAGGCUUUCCUUCCUCCGGCCACUCGCAGACGCUAUCGUCUUUGACCUGCACCUCGAAAUCGUUCUGGGUCCUUGGGAUUCCUCUCCUGUUUAAGCAUAUAGUUAUAUCCAGAUACUCUCAGAUUCGGGCAUUCUCAUCACAUCUCCGCCAAAUCGAAGACGAGCUACAUUGCUCGCCCCUGGUACGCACUUUGACAAUCGAGCUUGAUCAGAAGUGGCCGGCCUCCUUCGACAUCGGGAGGUACAUGGGGGAGGUGCUUCGUCGUUCCACCAACAUCGAAUCGUUAACGCUUCGGGGCGAAGCAGCAAGUGUUUUGUCCUAUGCGUCGCAAAGCCUCCUCUCCUUUAAGAAGAUCCCCUUGUACAUAUCCCUUCAAAACCCCGCGCGUGUCGACAUCGACAUUAUCGACGGCGAUGACGUUCGUAGCCUCCAACACCUCCGAUGCAUCAAGACAUUGUCACUUCGAGCCAAGCACGGCGCAUCGUCUCCCCCGGUGGCCACCGAAUCCAUCCCCGUCGACCUAUCCCGGGCCAUCCUUCAAUCGGAAUGCACGCUACAGACACUUACCCUGGACAUGCCCUGGCUCCCAGCACAUCUACGCCCCGACACUUCAUCGCGCGACGUUUUCCAGGCGCAGAAUGUGCACACUGUGGUACUCCAUGGGGCCGAGAUGAACUACACUUCCCUCUAUCGACUUCUCUACGCAUUUCCGAAUUUAGAGAGGCUCUCCAUAAAAGGAUCAAAAUUGGCGAGCACUGCCUUUGAAAACCUGUAUCGUGUAUGUCAGAGACCCCUUCGUAUUGUUCCUUACGGUCUGCGCGCGGUCUCCCUCGAUGUCCGUGUCCUCGUCGGAGCUGGUGUGCUGCCGGGUUUGCGAUACGUUGAUUUAACAGUAGGAACACCGAUAUCUUCGACGACGCCUCCCCACCCCAUUGUCUAUGCACUGAGGCUCACCCCAGUCAAAGGGAUCGCCCUAACGCUAUCUCAACUGGACUCAUUUACUUGGUUGAGUGAAUUUAUCUCGGGCCUAGACUACUUGGAGUUCGUCGAUGUUAGGGUCAUUUUGGGGGGUUCUUUGACCUGGAAGAGGGCGAUGCAGUCGCUUCUUCCCCGUAUAGACCAGGUUCCCAGAUCUAUACGGUAUCUCUCGAUUUCCAUCCAGCCGGCCAACAAGGCACAAGUGGAUGACGAAUCGCUUGCUCUCCAAGUUGUUCGCCAAUGGCUAAUGUUAACAGCUGGUACCAUCAAGGUCGUCGAGAUAUAUACCAACAUUCCGAAUGGUCAGCGAUCCUGGUGGACGGUUGAUACGCGUGAAGAAUGUGACCUUGAGGGUCCGGGCCCAGUCCGCUGGAAGACUCGGACAAUCGUGGAGCGGGUGCGACGCGAGGAGGCUUUGGCCCUUAAGCAGAAGUAUACCGAACAGUUCUUCUGCCUCGAAAAUCCUUCCGACGAGAGAUCGUCAAACUCAACCGAUGCACCCGACACCCACCUUACACGGGCCACGAAUACUCGCCCAAGUGUUUAG